AUGUUGGAUACCUCUGCUAAAAGGUUACUGCACCCAGCAAGCUAUCAGAGGAUGAUGCAACGCGUCAUGGAUUCACAUAAACUGCGAUUAUUACAGCCCGAACCGCCUGCAAAUUUACUACAUGGAAAUAUGUUGUGUGCAUUGUGUUUUCAACAUUGCGGAACUAAUCAACGCCCAUUGGGCGAAUUGUUUGGUCCGUAUUUCGUUUCUAUUUCUGCCGAAUGUCAUCCACCUGAACGGAUCAUGCCGAGGACGUUACUUCCGCAGAGCAAACAAAAUAAUGUUUUCCUUAUAAACCUUUUCAGUAAUUUGAAAUAA
Molecule: messenger RNA, 318 nt
Organism: Meloidogyne enterolobii
Lineage: Eukaryota; Metazoa; Nematoda; Chromadorea; Rhabditida; Meloidogynidae
Source: the annotation of a GenBank genome assembly